Papaver somniferum (opium poppy) is the source of this 903-nucleotide messenger RNA. RefSeq lists its product as uncharacterized. Bases 1 to 903 code for a protein of 300 amino acids. Gene Ontology annotation, biological process: chloroplast organization; regulation of DNA-templated transcription. Gene Ontology annotation, cellular component: chloroplast. The transcript is spliced from 3 exons. Gene Ontology annotation, molecular function: double-stranded DNA binding. NCBI's taxonomy places the organism in Eukaryota, Viridiplantae, Streptophyta, Magnoliopsida, Ranunculales, Papaveraceae. The record is from RefSeq and is a predicted model, not a curated record.
AUGCAUAUAGUCUUAUGGUUGCACGGUAAAUUCACCGGACUGGGACCACAAAAAAAAUCUACUACCACUGCUAGUAAUAAUGCUAAUACUUCUGAUUCCGAUUCAUCAUUUGUGGUUUCUUAUCUGAUUAAUUCAUGUGGAUUAUCUGAAUCUGAAGCUAUUACUGCUUCUAAGAAAUUCAAUUUCAAAACCACAACCAAACCAGCUUCAGUACUAACCCUACUUAAAACAUAUGGAUUUACUCAACCCGACAUUUCUAAACUGAUCAAUAAGUAUCCAUCCAUCCUCUCAUCUGAUCCUCAUAAAACCCUAAAACCAAAAUUAGAUUUUUUCAAAUCCAAAGGGCUUUCUGGACCUGAUCUUGCUAACUUCUUCUCAAUUGACCCAACGAUCCUCAAGUACAGUUUUGAUAAAGUAAUAAUCCCUUCUUUCGAUAUACUUGAGAGCAUUGUUCAUUCUGACCAAACCGUCAUUAAAAUGAUUAAGCGGAAUCAUUGGAUUCUCAGUGCAAACAGAGUUAAAAGAGUGAUGGUCAACCUGGAGCUUUUAAGAAAUCAAGGUGUCCCUGAAACUAAAAUAUCUGAUUAUCUGAUCAGGCAUCCUAGAGUUUUUACUGCAGAUGCCGAUAAAUUUAGAAAGAUUGUAGAAAAGACUAAAGAAAUGGGUUUUAAUCCCUUCAAUACUAUUUUUCUUGUGGCUAUACAUGGACUGACAUCAAUGACGGAAGCCAAUUGGAGAGAAAAAAAGGAUGUUUACAAGAGAUGGGGUUGGUCUGAGGAUCAACUUCAAUUAGCAUUUAGGAAGAAUCCUCGUUGUAUGACGGCCUCUGAAAAGAAGAUUAUGGAAGUUAUGAAUUUCCUUGUGAACGAAAUGGGUUAUGAUUCAUCAAGGGUCAUACCAUAA